Molecule: messenger RNA, 363 nt
Organism: Vicia faba (fava bean)
Lineage: Eukaryota; Viridiplantae; Streptophyta; Magnoliopsida; Fabales; Fabaceae
Source: the annotation of a GenBank genome assembly
AUGGAAGCUAAUUGUCAACCUGUCCGUAAAGGAAGUUCUACACUUCUAACAGCUCAUUACCUAUAUUUACUGUCGAGGAAUUUGAAUGUUCACCAUAUGCCUCUUCCUUUAUUUUUUGCCAAUAUUAAUCUACGAUCUUUACUACAAGACAAGGACACCUUCCUAUGGUUUCAGCAAUCAUUUUGUGGAAAUGAACCUUCUGAUACUGGUCUAAACAAUCAUGUGAUUGCCAUUCAGAGAGUGCUUCCAUAUGGACAUGUAUAUGAGAUACAAAUGGGUUUCCUGAAGUUGCAACAGAUAGCCAUAAUCCUAAUUGCUUUAUCGCCUGCAACUACAUCUGGGGAACUGCUAAGAUGUCAUUAG